CUUCGGUGCCGGCGCAGAAUCAAUACCGUCAUAUGUAUACAGCCAUGUGUAGCAGCCAAGACCAAAAGCGUUAGUACGACGUUAGUUUUCUGCAGCUUUUUAGCGAGCUUUACAUUUCGUGGAAACGGUCAACAUUAAACCUUCCUGGAAUAGGACUUUACUCCAUAUCAACUUAAAUUAAGGCAAGGAUGGCUCUUAACAAAUCGAUGCACCCCAGAAAUCGAUACAAGGACAAGCCUCCGGACUUCGCGUACCUGGCUUCCAAGUACCCGGAGUUUCAGCAGCAUGUACACACCAACCUCACCGGGCGAGUCGGGCUGAACUUUAAGGACCCUGGUGCGGUCCGGGCCCUGACCUGCACCCUGCUGAAGGAGGACUUUGGGCUGAGUAUCCAGAUCCCUCUGGAGCGCCUCAUCCCCACCGUGCCCCUGCGGCUCAACUACAUCCACUGGGUGGAGGAUCUGACCGGGGGCCCGGGGCCUGGGGGGGCCCGCAGGGGCAUCGACAUCGGCACCGGUGCUUCCUGUAUUUACCCGCUGCUCGGUGCCUCCAUGAACGGAUGGUCCUUCCUGGCCACCGAGGUGGACGACAUCUGCUUCAACUUCGCCAAGAAGAACGUGGAGAACAACGGCCUGUCUGACCUCAUCAAAGUGGUAAAGGUUCCUCAGAAGACGCUGCUGAUGGAUGCGUUAAAGGAGGAGCCUGCGCUGCUGUAUGACUUCUGCAUGUGCAACCCGCCAUUCUUCAGCAACCAGCUGGAGGCAAAGGGUGUGAACUCCCGCAGCUCACGCCGCGCCCCCCCCAGCUCGGUCAACACCGGGGGGGUGACGGAGAUCAUGGCCGAGGGGGGAGAGCUGGAGUUCGUCAAGAGGAUCAUCCACGACAGCCUGCAGCUGAGAGGCAGACUCCGGUGGUACAGUUGCAUGCUGGGAAAGAAGUGCAGCCUGGCGCCUUUGAAGGAGGAGCUGAGAAAACACGGGGUACCUAAGGUGACUCACUCAGAGUUCUGUCAGGGCCGUACGAUGCGCUGGGCUCUGGCCUGGAGCUUCUACGAUGACGUCACUGUGCCAUCUCCCCCCUGCAAGAAGCGGAAGCUGGAGAAGGCCCGAAAGCCCCUGAGUUUCUCGGUGCUCAAGCCCACGGUGACGCUGCUGAGGGCCCCAGAGGGCGGAGACCCUGACCCCAGCCCCACGGAGCUCAUCGCUGGCUGGCUGGAGAAAACCCUCACUGAGCUAAAGGUGCAGCACAAGCGUGUUCCCGGAGAGGGGGCGGAGCAGAGCCUGUUCCUGACGGCAGUGGAGAAUUCCUGGGUGCACAUCCGGCAGCGGAGGCGGGAUCAGGGGAGGCAGCUGCGGGAGCUCCCCAGGGCGCCCCCUGCUGGAGGAAGCGCCACACUGCACCCCGCACAGACGGCCCAGCCCAAUCAGGACCCCCCAGCCCUGGGGUCAGAGGUCACAGGAGAGGGGGGGGCCGAGGGGAAGGAGGACGUCCCGGCUGCAGCGCAACAGGAAGUGGAGAGCAGGACGCCCCCCUCCAGCCCGGGGGGGGUCCAGCACUUCCUGUUUAAGUGCCUGCUGAGCGUGCGGGAGGAGGGGGGGGCUGGGGACGUGGGGGUGCAGAUGCACUGGGUGGAGGGGCAGAACCGCGACCUGAUGAACCAGCUCUGCACCUACCUGAAGAACACACUCCACCGCCUGGCCAGCACUCCCCCAGCGCCCCCCCUGACCUCUCCAUGACCUCCUCUCUGACCUCUCCAUGACCUCCUAUCUGACCUCUCCAUGACCUGACCCCUGACCUCCUCUCUGACCUCUCCAUGACCUGACCUCUCUGUGACCUCCUCUUUGACCUCUCCAUGACCUCUUCUCUGACCUGUCCAUGACCUGACCCCUGACCUCCUCUCUGACCUCUCCAUGACCUGACCCGUGACCUCUCCAUGACCUCCUCUCUGACCUCUCCAUGACCUGAGCCCUGACCUCUCCAUGACCUGACCUGCCUGUGACCUCCCCCACAACUUUCCUGUCACUUGCCCUUUCACCUUCCUGUGAUCUCCAAUGUGACCUUCCCUUCAUCCAUCCUUUGUGCAUAAAAAAAUUGCGUAAAAACUUUUGUAAUAAUUUUGUUUUUUUAGUAGCCUACUUUGGUCCAAUGCUGCUUAGCAUACUGUGCUUAUGCGUGUGUAGUAUACAGUCGGUCCACUUUUGCAGCUGACUUGCUUUUUUAAAAUUGCCUUCUUGUCAGCCUUUCCGUUUGGUUUUUGGCUAAUUUCUGGCCUUUUGCUAGACAAUAAAGUUAUAUUCUGUUUUA
Molecule: messenger RNA, 2304 nt
Organism: Conger conger (European conger)
Lineage: Eukaryota; Metazoa; Chordata; Actinopteri; Anguilliformes; Congridae
Gene: mettl16
Product: methyltransferase 16, N6-methyladenosine
Exons: 10
Coding region: 189-1736 (515 amino acids)
Biological process (GO): rRNA base methylation
Cellular component (GO): nucleus
Molecular function (GO): 23S rRNA (adenine(1618)-N(6))-methyltransferase activity
Source: RefSeq, a predicted model, not a curated record